Messenger RNA from Fonsecaea nubica, 1497 nucleotides. RefSeq lists its product as hypothetical. The record is from RefSeq and is a predicted model, not a curated record. The transcript has a single exon. Lineage: Eukaryota; Fungi; Ascomycota; Eurotiomycetes; Chaetothyriales; Herpotrichiellaceae. Bases 1 to 1497 code for a protein of 498 amino acids.
AUGCAGGACUCGAGAUACGUUCCGAAUCCUCUCAGGCCAUACUACGUCCCUCCUUCCAUUGGAACAGAUCCGCUACCUAAUUCUACCUUGGGUGCCUCGAAACCCGUCCCUCAGGGCACUAGCUUCGCAUUUCCCGACAUCGAUUAUUCCGACUAUAUUUCUGAUACCUCGCCAUCUCUACCGGGAUCUGUCAAAUCAAUCGUUGAUAACGCGUUAUGGAAAUAUGCAAAUGUCGUGCUGGCGCAGCCAUUUGAGGUGGCAAAGCUGAUCCUGCAGGCACGCGUUGCACAAGACGAUGAGCUGGAAGACAAAAAGCCGCGAAGGAGGCAUACAUAUGGCGAGCUAGAAGAGGAAGACGCCCAUGAGCAUGACGAAUAUGACUACGAACACUCAUCAGAUGACGAGCCCAACUACUUCACAUCUUCUGCGCCCUUUGAGCAAUCGAUAUCGAGUCGCUCGCCAACUCGUGGUCGGCGCGGGAGACCACCUCGAGGAACGGCGUCGUCACGAGUACCUGAUCGCCCUCAACAAGCCGAUGUCCAAUUACAGCUCAAGAACCCUCAUUCCCUGAUUGAUGCUCUAUCGUCUCUAUCAUCGAGCGGCGGAGCGUUGGCUAUGUGGCGGGCAACGAAUUCUACAUUUGUGUACAAUAUACUGACGAAGACUUUGGAGACCUUCUUCAGAAGUUUCUUAGCGGCUAUUCUAGGAGUAGCAGAGAAUGACAUACUCAAUACGCCGUCACCGGGAGCAAUUCCCGACAGCUCUAUCCUCACCUCUACGGCUCCAGUGGCAACCAUCAUGAUCAGCACUGUGGCAGCAGCUAUGUCCGCCCUUGUCCUUGCACCGAUCGACGCUGCCCGUACCAGACUCACUCUGACACCUUCCAGUCAAGAGCCGCGAACACUCCUUGGGACACUGCGGACACUACCAACUCCAUACCUCAUACCCAGCCAUCUCAUCCCUAUCACUUUCUUCAGCUCAACUCUACCAACGCUGAUCUCUGUAAGCACCCCGGUGUUUCUCAAAACCUAUCUCGGGCUGGAUCCUAUCAUAAAUCCAGCCACUUGGAGUGUUGCGACAUUUGUGGGAUCGGCAUUGGAUCUAUCGGUCAAGUUCCCUCUGGAAACCGUUCUCCGUCGAGCACAAAUUGCGACCUGGACAUCUCCAGCGUAUGCACCCCCUUCCUCAUCUUCCAAACGCAAGGCGAUUACGACCAUUGUUCCUGUCCCGCAAUCCUACCGAGGGAUCCUGCCCACCUUCUGGAGUAUCGCACGCGAAGAAGGUUAUUCUGAGACUCAAAAAGAUAAAACUGCUGCGUUGAUGGGCAAGGCACCCAGGCGUAAGAGAAAGGGACAGGGGAUUGAAGGGCUGUAUCGCGGCUGGCGGGUUGGCUUGUGGGGGUUGGUGGGUGUCUGGGGCACAGCAUUUGUGGGAGGUCUACAGGGCGGCAGCGAGUCUGCAGCCGCUGAAGCUGGUCUUCACGGUGGUAAGUUCUGA